GCAAUGAGUCGAGAUCGUCUUGCAUGAGAUCAUGGAACCAGAUAAUAUAGAGAAAAAUAUUAAUAUAAACAAAGAUUCUCGAAAUUCGCCCGAUGAUAAAAUGACACUCAGCUAUCAAAGUAGCAAUGAAAGUGGAUACCAAACACAGAACAGCAAUUUCUCCGAGUCUCUAUCUGAACAAUUAUCCGAAAGCUUCAUUUCGAACGACUCCAAACGAAAGUAUGACUUGAUUAACAAGACGCCGUCCAAAUAUGAGAAUAAUGAUUUCGCUCUGAACGGGAAAAGUCCAAUGAAGAGUGGAGGCAAGAAUGCGAUGCAUUACCUCUUGGCGUCAUUUAGCCGUAUGUCGCCUAGAUCUUCGCCAGCUCAGAAGAAAGCUAAUUUAGGAUCGCAUCUAAAUUUGGUGUCAAGCAGCAACACCAGUCCAGAAGCAUUGAAACAAAGUACACCAUUAGAGACACAGAAAGCGAAACGAGUACUGUUCCUACAGCCGACAGACCAAUCAGUCGAAACACAGUUGCCUUCAUGCGAGGGAUUUACGAAGCCUACUACAUUUAACCGACUACUCGGAAAGACGAACACUCUAUUCAGGCUGCCGUUAGCCUGCUCGCCACAAAAGAAAGGCCAACAAGCUCUGAUAAAUAAUAUUUUAGAAGAAAAUUUGAAUGCUGACGGGAAGCUCAAAGCACUGAAGUGUUCACGUGUAGGAAUGUCACAUAUUGAUUUUGUUCACGAGUUUUCGCUGCGCGGUGGGUUGGAAAACAUAGUUUUGCAGUACCUGUCAAACGAAGAUUUGUUUAAUUGCGCACUUGUGAACUCAAAAUGGUACAAUGCUGUGAUAACUGAAGUGUUGGGAAGAAAGGUAAUUUUUGAGCGUGAGAUAAUAUCGGAGAAGAUGAAAAUGUCCGCUUAUCAUGAGGACAUUGAAAACACUUCUCCAUUUCCUAUGAGUGGAAAAAUGAAAAUGAAAUUGAACUUGAAUCAAAGUUCAAGUUCACUGCGCAGCUUUUCAGAAACGAACGACGCGGAUAGAUCUGGAAGACUAUCGGAUUAUUUUCUAAAACCAUCUUCGCUUUCGAACACGAACUUAAACGAGUGUUCUACUAGCAAUGAAAAAGAAGGAAAAAAUUCAAAUCGUUCGCUGAAUCAGUCAUCUGCAAGCACUUCGAGUGUAUCCACAUGGGCUGUUUUCGCGAGGGAUUCUCGAGCUUCUAGAGAGGAUAAAGUGGUCAAGUGUCCUUCGUGUUGUGGCCGGGCGAUUGUGUUGGCAAUUAAAGAUGAGGGUAAAUGCGAGGGUGAGAUGUGUGGCUAUCAUUUUUGCAACAAGUGUGACUCACCCUAUCAUGGUGCUGAUCGUUGUCGACAGGUGGUUGUGUUGGAUGACUUUGUGUCUCCUUCCAAGUUCAGAAGCAGUUCGAGAAGUCUCAAUUCAACUGGCUCAGAGGGCAAUGCAAUGACUACCGACUCAGGUGGAACAAACCUGUGCAAAACCAAAUCUAAUUCGUCCAGCCUCAGUCUCUGUUCGAAAAAAGCUAGGAAAAGCUUACGUAGAUUGUGAAAAAUUGAACGAUGAAAAAUAUUCCUGUUUAAAUGAAAGCUACAAAGAAAUUGACAAGAUGAACUAAUCUCCAUAGAUUUAGCAAAGAAGUAUAAAAUAAAGCGUUGUCACGGUUUUGUUAUUGUGGAAAAUCACUGUUUUUUGUGGAAACUACAAUUUUUGAACUUGUGUUUGUGAUUUAAAUUUGGCAGUUUGUGAGGUUUAAAUGAUUUUUAUUGUAAAACAAACCUGUAAAAAACUGCUGUCCUUUUAAACAGUGCAAGUUUUUAACCUUCUGAAUCAAUAUCAAGUGCUUUUUAUCACGUGCAGUAAUUUGCUGUUUUGAAGUUUUCGGUUUUGAUUUUGUCAUCUGCUCGUCAUAGAAUGGUGGAAGUAGUUUCGUUGAUAUUCGUGUAACUCUGUUAUUAGCUUGAAUAAAAACUUUGAUAAAGGCAUGAAUAGCUAGCGGGCCACGCUGUUAA
Symsagittifera roscoffensis is the source of this 2019-nucleotide messenger RNA. RefSeq lists its product as uncharacterized. NCBI's taxonomy places the organism in Eukaryota, Metazoa, Xenacoelomorpha, Acoela, Convolutidae. The transcript is spliced from 2 exons. Gene Ontology annotation, molecular function: protein binding. The coding region runs from base 32 to 1558 and encodes 508 amino acids. The record is from RefSeq and is a predicted model, not a curated record.